AUGGAUAUCAAGUGGCUUGACUAUCGUUCCGCGUUGAAGAGGAUAUAUUUUUCGGACCGCUCAUUGAUUCCGUUGGAAACCGAUGACUUCCAGGAUUUCUGGAAGUUCUUUGACAAGUACUUGGACGUCGCCAGACGGAAGUCGAUACGUAGCGAGCCAGUGGCAUCUGGCCGACCAUCGUUCGGGGGUGCGCUGACGUCAUCACGGUACUCCCGGUACUACCGACAAUUGUAUGUGCCAGUGUUGGAUAAGACCGAGCGGUACGCGGCACGAAGUUUGCCGACGAACGUGGUGGCGGAAUUCGAGUACGUACUCAACUGCUACGUCGAGUUCCGGCAACGCAAGUCUCUCGGCAAGCUGAAGGCUAUACAGCGGGCACAACGCAACCUGCCGAUCUACUUAUUCAAGGGGGACAUCGUUCGACUGGUCCGUUCCGAGCAGGUAGUGAUCAUCGCCGGUGACACUGGUUGUGGAAAGUCCACACAGACCAUCCAGUACCUGUUGGGUGCCGGCUUCGACCGUAUCGCAUGUACCCAACCUCGGCGUAUUGCCUGCAUCUCAUUGUGCAAACGAGUCGCCUAUGAAACGCUGAACGUCUAUGGAUCGUCGGUCGCCUAUCAGAUCCGAUUCGAACGGACAAAAACCGCCUCCACUAAAGGCCUGUUCCUCACCGAAGGCCUUCUGUUGAGACAGCUCAGUAUCGAUCCGGAUCUUUCAGCGUACGAUGUGGUGAUUAUGGACGAAAUACAUGAGCGUCAUUUGCAGGGCGAUUUCUUGUUGGGCGUUCUUCGGGACCUGGUGUUGAAGCGGCGCGAGCUAAAGCUGGUGCUGAUGUCGGCGACGAUCAACCUCGAGUUAUUCAGCGGCUAUUUUGAACGAGCGCCGAUUUUGCAGGUUCCCGGUCGGCUGUAUCCCAUCAAACUGGUCUACAUGCCGUUGCCGGCCAAGGAGUCCAAAUCCGAGCGCAUCGACCCGUCGCCGUACCGCGGCAUUCUGAGCAUGAUCGAUCAGAAGUACCCAGCCAGCGAACGAGGCGAUGUGCUCAUCUUUCUAAGCGGGAUCACAGAAAUCACAACCGUUGCCGAGGCGUUGAAGGAGUACGCGGACUUGAGCGAAACCCGACGAUGGGUGAUCCUUAUGUUGCACAGCACGUUGUCUUUGGACGACCAAGAUCGCGUGUUCGACAUCACGCCGGAUGGCGUUCGUAAAUGCAUCCUGUCGACGAACAUCGCCGAGACGUCGGUGACGAUCGACGGUGUUCGCUUCGUGGUCGACUCCGGCAAGGUGAAGGAGAUGCGCUAUGACGCCGACACGAAAAUGCACACCCUCAAAGAAUGCUGGAUUUCGCAGGCAAGUGCUGAACAGCGCAAAGGUCGCGCCGGUCGUACUGGUCCUGGCAAUUGUUAUCGUUUCUACUCGCCGCAACAGUACGAAAAAUUCGACAAGUACACGGAACCGGAAAUACGCCGAGUCUCGUUGAGUUCGCUAUUAUUGCAGAUGUACCAUUUGAACAUAGCUGAUCCGAGGAAUUUUCGGUUUAUCGAGCCGCCCAAUAAAGACAGCAUAGAAAACGCAAUAACCCAUCUCAAGGAUCAGUCUGCACUGACGAACGAAGAGCUGUUGUCGCCUUUGGGGCAGAUCUUAGUCAACCUCCCUGUGGACGUGCGCAUCGGCAAGAUGUUGGUAAUGGGAUGUCUGUUUCAGCAGAUCCAGCCGAUUCUAACGGUCGCUGCGGCGCUUGACGUUCAGUCGCCUUUCACGUCCCGAUCGUUUCGGGACCUUGAGGCCCAGUCCCUUCGCGGUCAGCUGAUGUCCGACAGCGGGGACCCAUUUGCACUGCUGAACGUCUACCGCGAAUGGUUGAACGUGAAGGCGCAAAAUCGCGAGUCUUCGACGCGGUGGUGUCGCAAGCGAGGGAUCGAAGAACAGCGGUUGUAUGAAAUCUCGAAGCUGCGGUCCCAGUUUAAGGGUAUUCUGGAGGAUAGCGAUCUGAUCGAGCACAAAGAGCUGCACUUGUCGGCUGCUCAGCGACGGAUUCGCAAGGGGGAGGUGUUGCGACUGAAAAGCUUGAAACGGAAGUUCCAGUCGUCUCAGCGCUCUCGUAAGGUGCUGAAACUGAAACACUGGGACGACGAAUUGGAGCCGGAUGCAGCAGAAGAGGGCAACACGACGUCGACCGCGGACGAAUUGAAGGACGUUCGAGCGGUCGACUUUUACAUCACCCAUACGUCGUCUGAGAUCGAGGCGAACAUCAACGAAUUGGCGAUGGAUGAUCUGUCGCUGUGCGUCAUGAAAUCGAUCGUAUGCGGCGCGCUGUACCCACAGUACGGCGUGCUGGACGUGCACAACAGCUACAAGCCGGGCAGUGACCUGGUCAUCCACUCGAAGGCUAAGUCGUUCCUGCUGUUGCAUCCGAACGGUUGUCUGGCGCAGGACGCUGAGUCGUUGUGCGUGUUGCAGGACGGCGAGGGACGUAGCGGGCGUCAUCACCUCAUUUUUUACUCGCUGCUCCUCGAAACGACCAAACCGUACGCGGUAAACACUGUCCGGGCACCGGCUCUGCACUCUUUGCUGCUGUUCGCGCGACACAUCGACACCAGCGCAGAUUUCCACCGCAUCGUCUGUGAUCAGUUCGUCGAAUUCCAGAUCGUUAUACGAAACCCGAAGUCGGAACACGUCGAUACCAAAACUGAAGCCGAAUCCGGCCAGGAUCCGUCUGGUCCCGGUUCCGGUUCCGGUUCAGGUACCGAUAGCAUUGAAGAUCUGGUCUUCGAAGCUGUUCAGAUCCGUCAGCGGUUUGCUCAGUGUUUGGAGCGGAAGCUGGCCGGCGACAAAUAUCGCAGCCAGUCGUUGCCGAAGCGAAUUCAUCGCUUCUUCAGACACGAGCUGCUGUACUCUUUGCGACACCUGCUUCCUGCCGAUGUCAAGAGCUUGUAUGGCUGCUCGGAUUCGGCUGCCGGUGGCCGUGACAAAGCGACCGCAGUGACCGACUACCUGACCGUCGGCUCGUUGGCGAAGGUCGGCCAGGUCGAAGAUGCGGCCAGUUACUUGACGAAAAAAUGGCGUUGCGACAACUGCGGAAACGAAUUUUAUUUUUCGUUCGUUCAACGGCUCGAACACCAAAACGGCUGUGUGGAGAAGGGGAAAGGCAGUGGUGGCGGUGGCGGCGACGCUUCUGACGAUGAACACUCCUCGGCGAAGUCUUCGGCAAAUACUGCCCAGCACAAUGACUACUACUGUAGCGAAUGUUGUAUUUGCUUUGAUAGUCCAAUUAAUUACUUGAAACAUAAACGGUUGCACUAG
Molecule: messenger RNA, 3303 nt
Organism: Soboliphyme baturini
Lineage: Eukaryota; Metazoa; Nematoda; Enoplea; Dioctophymatida; Soboliphymatidae
Source: the annotation of a GenBank genome assembly